AUGGUAAAAGCGUACAUUCAAGAAGACACUGGUUUUGUAUGCGGCGGCAACCGUCACAAUUGCGGCACCUGGAUGGAUAAGAUGGGAAGCUCAGAUAAAGCUGGCAACCGGGGUAAGCCAGCAACACCGCGUGAUGGCUGUGCGGUGGAGUUGACAGGCUUGGCCUACGCAGUAAUAAAGUGGUUGGAACGGGCGCACAAUAUGGGAGGCAGCACGUACUAUCCCUACGAUGGUGUGAACGCUCCGCCCCACACCACCACUGCUACUCCGAGAUGGACCUGGGGCGACUGGGCUGCCAAGAUAAAAAACAAUUUUGAGACUCGAUUUUGGCUACCCGAGAGGAGCAAGGACGGGGACACCUGUGGGCAGAUUGAUAUUCGCCAAGGUUACUAUCGUGAUAUCUGUGACUGCUCGGAUCCAAAUGCGGAGCUACAACUGAGACCAAAUUUCCUAGUAGCCAUGACUGUGUGUGCUCUUUUGUGCAUUUAUCUCACUUUAUUAUUGCAGGCACCGGAUCUGUUUAACCCUAGGAAUGCUUGGAAGGCUCUGGAGAUAACAAAAAAACAGUUAUUGGGUCCCUUGGGUAUGAAGACGCUGGAUCCGCGCGACAAAGAUUAUCGCUGCGCCUACAACAACAGUGACGAUAGCUACGACUACUCCAUUGCACACGGAUUCAACUACCAUCAAGGACCCGAAUGGCUCUGGCUGACGGGUUACUACAUUCGCUCCAGACUAGUCAUGGCGCAGCGCCUGACAGACUUGGAUCCUUCAAUGGCUUCGAUUCGAGCGCAUGUCGUGCGUGAGAGCCAGGAGAUUCUUUUGCGUCUCAACAACCAUAUCAGAGCCUCACCAUGGAGGUCGCUGCCUGAAUUAACUCAGGUCAACGGAGAGGUGAGCUGA
Messenger RNA from Hydatigera taeniaeformis, 900 nucleotides. NCBI's taxonomy places the organism in Eukaryota, Metazoa, Platyhelminthes, Cestoda, Cyclophyllidea, Taeniidae. The record is from the annotation of a GenBank genome assembly.